Verticillium dahliae VdLs.17 is the source of this 4752-nucleotide messenger RNA. RefSeq lists its product as uncharacterized. The record is from RefSeq and is a predicted model, not a curated record. The transcript is spliced from 3 exons. Bases 1 to 4752 code for a protein of 1583 amino acids. Lineage: Eukaryota; Fungi; Ascomycota; Sordariomycetes; Glomerellales; Plectosphaerellaceae.
AUGACUGGUGAAGCCAUGAUCGAUGGCAAAGGGCUGCCAGUCUCUCAGGCUGAUGGCCAGGAGACCAGAGUCGGCUGCGCCGACUGGGCUACCGCCUACCCAAGCGGCAUUCCACUGAACUACAACAUGGCCCAUCACGUCGGCGAGGAAUACCCCAAGUUCUACAUCGAGAGCUAUCUCCCAAUGAUGUUCUACACUGAGCCCCCCGAGGACCUCAAAGCCAUCUUCAGCACCAAGAAUGGCCAGCUCAAGCCCCGCCGGCUGGAGCACGUCCUGCCCCGGCGCGAACUGAAGCUGUGGGACGCCGAAAAGAUUCAGAAUACGGCCAACUCUGUCCGUAAGAAGUUUUGGGCCAACAUGCGCAGCAUGCCUGAGCCCAAGGCUUGGGCGGAUCUGUAUGACUACUUUGACGCCCACGACAUCUACUACGAAGGCGCCCUCAACCUCUGGAACCUCAUCUGCCAGCUCUGGCAGGAAAACCAGAAUCUCCUGCCUGACCUCUACCGGACCAUGUCUUGUGAAAUUAGUAUCUGGGCCGACGAGUGGCUGGAGCAGCCCGGUCACAAGGAGGCUUUACUCGCCUGGGAUGCCGAGGAGACGAUCGACAUUCUCAAUAUCCUGUCCAAUGAGGAGAUGAAGGAUCUUCGAGGCGUCAACGCAGUCGACCUGGUUCUGGCUCGAGCAACUCUGGUUCACUGCCGUGACCAGUUGAAGAAGAUCGAGUCGUCACUCCCUCAGCCGUACCCGGGCAACAGUCUGAAGGAUAACUGGGCAGAGGUCAACAAGUGGCUUGCUGGCCAGCCUGUUGGCAAGACCACCAGUGGCUUAUUCAGAUCCCAGGAUCGUCCUGUCAUUGUUUGCAGCUCCAUGUACAAAGACCAGGCCACCUCCAUAGACGCACCGAUUUCUGAUGCUGUACCCGCCACCGGAGAGCUUGCUGGGCUCCUCGGCGAAAGUGCCGCUGACGGUGUCCCCAAAGGUGAAAGUCAGCCUCAGCAGAGCCAGGAUCUCGUGGGUCAUCACCAGGCCACACAUGAGCCUGGAACCAACCUGGAGUCGUCUUUGGCUGAUGCCUCUCCACGGAAAUCGUCCAAGUCCGUCACCGACGCAGGCAAGAACGACGACAAGACUCCUCGUGCCGGCAGAAUCGGAGCUCAGAAGAAAGCCAACGUCUCUCCUUCUGUGGCAAAGACUCAACACCACGAGUCUCUUGGCUUGCCAACUGGCACAGUCAUGGGGGGUGGCUAUGUCAACUCUCUCCAGAUGGGCUCUGGCAUGAAUUUGAACAACCCGGGUCUUGUUUAUAACGGGACACAGUUCUUCCGGCCCUUUGACAGCAUUGCCUUCCAGUCUGUUGGUGCCGACUUCUCCAUGAUGGGCAAACAACAGUCGCCUAUGGAAUUCUAUCCACAGCCGCCGGGCUUCAGCCAUGCGUCCGAAAUGGGCACGGCCAAGAACAUGAAUCCCAUGUUCAAGAUGCCAAAGAACAGCACCAGAGCUGCUGAUGAGUUCUGUAACCCUGACAGCCAGCGCCUCUCAUCACUUAAUCCUCCUCGCCAACGCUCGAACACGAACACAACGAUCACUUCUUCCCACAGGGCUUACACGGGCACCCCUGUGCAGUCCAACAACGCAUGCAACUUCCGGAACAACGACUCUCGUGGUUUUCACAGCGGCGCAAACAUCCAUGGUGGAUGGAUCCAGGAUGGGAACCACGAUCUCCAUGGUCCGACUCACCGUCGCAGCCCUCAAAAGCACAAUGGUCAUGCACAGGGCCUAGGACGUCAGCGUGCCUGGCCCAAGGUGCCUUCAAAUGGAACUCCGUGUCCCAAUGCCGGUCCGAGCGACACGUACUGGGACUAUAUCCCUUGCAACUGCUCCAUUUGCGAGACCCGCAACCGUUCCGUGCACAUUUCCUUCAAACCCCAGCUGCAAACCUCCAUUCCUGAUGCAGAAAUCAGGGAGACCAUCCAUCGCGAGAUGGCUCGCUACGGAGAGGUUGAGCAUGUCUUCCCAUAUAAGAAGGCUGUUGGAUCCGCCUUGGCCUACACAGCUCGAUUCAAAUCCGCUGCUCGCAUCAUGGAAGCGGCCAACGCCCCCAACAUUGUGUGCCGAGAGCUAUCCUGUAACAUUGUCACGAGUGCCCCUUAUCGGUCAGACUACGGUGCUGAAUGGGCUCGAAUGAACGGCUCUCAGCUGCUCCACGGCGGCAACGGCCGUCGUAACUCCUUCACGCAGCGGAAUGCCGUUUACGGAGGGCAGCGUCCCCGGCUGAUGUCCAAUGCCACGGUCACGUCUCAAGGUUCGCCUCGCCGUGCCUCUGGCAGCACGCCCUCGGCGACGAGUUCCGUCAUGAUGCAUCAGCUUGCUUUGCCCCCCAACUACUUCACGCCUGGCAUUGGAAACAACGGCAGCUUCUUCCCUCCGCAGGCCGCCACCGGUGCGGGUGCUAUAGCAUCCAUGGGUCCUGUCCUCCCCGUGGGGAAGAUUGCCCAGUCUCCUGCUCAACAAUACCAUCCAUGGUAUCAUGCGCAGGCCCCUGGGGUUUCAAUGCCGCCUUGUCCCGCCGUUCCUGAGUCUGGUGCUCGCGCCAGACAGGACACUGAGAAGGGGGCUGCAAGCAUUGCUCCCAAGGACAAGGCACAGCGCCGCCCUGAACUGUCUGGAGCCGGCAAUCUUCCCGGAAUCAAGCUUCAAGGCGAGCAUGUUGACGUUGCCACUGAUACGGUCAGAACUCUAAGCAAGGCCUGCACGGUUCGCUUGCCUCGGAGCCCAGAACAGACGUCGGAGGAUGCCACGUCGAAGAAGAUGGAUGCUGGUCGCCGUGAAGCCACCCAGAAGGCCAAAUUCUUUGCCAGCAACGAUGCCAAGAACGACAUUGGCAGCGCUGGUGUUGGGACGCCCCAGGCCGCCACGGAAGAGGUCGCCGCCCCGACUACCUAUGCAUCUAUGCUCAAGAUCGGCAGCAACCAGCCUUCUCCUGUCAAGAUGUUUGACCAGGGUUCUGUAGGCUCAUCUGCCGCGCAGACUCCCACCAAGGUCACUACCCCUCGUCCCAGUGAGAGGGCCCCGAUUGCACAGGCAGACGAUCCCUUCGUCAGCACUUCUACUAACCCGUCGGAGGCCCAUGUCGGGCCCUUGGCAACGACCUCUGAUGAAAAGGGAAAGCCGAAGUCGUUGACCACGGUUACUUCUGAACCUUCUGGCCGCCGAUGGCGUCAGAGUGAAAUCUCCGAUGAGGGCGAAGGCGACGAACCCAUUGUCGCCAGGAGCUGCAGUCAACAGCAGGCUGGUACACAGCAAGAGGGGUCUUCGAGCAUACCGCGCAACUUCUCCAAGUCUUCUGUCACACCUAAUGGAAAGUCCAGCAAGAAGAAAACCUCGAAGAGGAAGAAGAAGAUGACUGGUGGAGACGUGCUCACAACCGGUGCCAUUCAGCAUCCUGGCGUCGACUCUGCUGGCAACACCAAGCUCAUCUCCGCCACCUCGCCUGAGCGCAUCGGACAUCAACCCGACGAGCAUCUCCUUUCGCCGUCCAAGAGGACGAGCAAAGAAAGCCCGGCGUCCCAGUCGCCGUCCAAGCGACUACAGGAUGACAGCAACAAAGAGGUUUGCCAACAUGAUACUACUGGCCAUCCUGAUAUCACUGUCACUCCUGUCGAUGCCGAUUCUUCUUCAGGUACCCAGGCACACCCGGAGGCUGUUGAUUCAGUUCAUGCCGCCGAUGGUCCAGAAAAGCCCAAGGCUCUCAACAUUCACGUGCCCGACUCGUCAUUGGAGCUUCCAGUCGCUUCGUCCCCGGCCACCGUAGACGGAAGCAGCGUCGCAGAGUCGUGGCACUCGGCCAAGUCUCGCCAGACCAGCGUCGAGUCCCUCAAAGCUGGGAAUAAGUUGCGCGACUCGGCCAACCAGCCCAGCACGCCCCCGGGGUCGAGCUGUGGAGACGCCUCGUCCACGCCUCGACGUGUUGUCAGCGCUGGAAGUGCUCUCAACCCCAAGGCUCGCGAGUUUGCUUCGCCCGCCGGGGGUCUCCUCAAACGAGCGUCAGCGGUUGACCUCCGCGGCCUCGUCCCCCUGGGCCUGGGAGCCCAGCAUCGCGUCUAUCACCAGCAGCACCGGCAUCAGGACAGCAUCGUCUCCGACACGUCGUCCCACACCGCCACGCCGGGCUGCACUCCUAAGAACACAAAGGGCCACAAUCGUGGGAACAACGAGAGGGACGAGUCUAUCUCGCCUCCACCCGGGGCGAAGCCUUCAUUCGCGCUCCGCCCGGCCGCCGUUUCAUACGCGCCGUCAACGCGCGCUGCUUCGCCCCCGGGCAACGCCUUCUCCGCGCAGCAUGCGUCCAUUGAGGAGCAACUCAACCACACGCGCCACUAUGAGGGCGGCAAAAAGGUUUAUCAGCCAGGUCUGGACUCGCAGAGCCAGCCAGGUCUGGACACGCAGAGCCAGCCUGGUGUGGACACGCAGAGCCAGCCAGGUCUGAACACGCAGAGCCAGCCUGAUGUGGACACUCAGAGCCAGCCAGGUCAUGUCGAGCAUCCAGAUGUCAUGCCCCUUGAUGCCAUCUCCACUGAGAAAUCCCACACCAACAGCGCCACCUGUUCAGACGUUGCUCGGUCGCGUCAGCCGAAGCAUAAGAAGUCCAAGGUCUGGAACAACAACAACAACAAGAAGAACAAGAAGGCUCAGCACGACCAGAACCGAAACCAGAGCCAGCACCAGAAGACCCAGCAGGCCCACCCAGACUAG